Messenger RNA from Xenia sp. Carnegie-2017, 3199 nucleotides. Its product is annotated as cap-specific mRNA (nucleoside-2'-O-)-methyltransferase 1-like. NCBI's taxonomy places the organism in Eukaryota, Metazoa, Cnidaria, Anthozoa, Malacalcyonacea, Xeniidae. Gene Ontology annotation, molecular function: protein binding; methyltransferase cap1 activity; nucleic acid binding. Gene Ontology annotation, cellular component: cytoplasm; nucleus. Gene Ontology annotation, biological process: 7-methylguanosine mRNA capping. The record is from RefSeq and is a predicted model, not a curated record. The coding region runs from base 125 to 2548 and encodes 807 amino acids. The transcript has 19 exons.
AAGUAGAGGUACAGAAAACAAUAUGGCGGACGGGAAAGUACCAGAUGUAAACGCGAAAGUUUUUGUAAAAGACGUUUUGUAGCUCGUAUUAUACCCUGCUAAAUCACAUAAAAGUAUAUAAGGCAUGGCGGGAAAGCGGAAAUUAAACUCGCUUAUCGACAGCAAUGAUGAUUGUGAGGAAAAAGCAAGAAAUCAUAAGACAUUACGAAGCAGUUAUGUUGGAGAAAGUGAAAGUGAAUUUUUGUCUCAAGAAAAUAAUUCUCCAGUUGAUUAUGAGGAAUCUGGGAAUUCUUAUUCAGAAUAUAGUAAUUAUUCUUUGAAACUUAUGGGGAAAAUGGGAUAUCAAGCUGGUGAAGGUUUGGGAAAAUUUGGCCAGGGUCGCUCCGAAAUUGUGGAAGCGUCAAAGCAACGUGGAAGGCGUGGUCUUGGCUUUGAAAUUAAAGGUCUUGAAGCAGAGGAGGUGGAAUGGGUUGAGACUGAUAAAGAGGUGGAGGUGCACGAGACUCCAAACUGGAUUCCUUCUUGCAAGUUAGAGCCUCCCUUAAAGGAGACUUUAAUUAAUUGGAUGCUUAUAAAGCCCAAAAAGAUGAUCAUUAAAGAUGAAACUGAGUUCUGUAGUGAGAAUAUCUUACAUAAAGUUCUUGAAUGCAAGACAGUUUUUGAUUCUCUGGCAGAUGACGAGUUUUUGAAAGCACGCACAAGAGCAAAUCCUUUUGAGAUGAUUAAAGGGGCAAUUUUUCAGAAUAGAGCUGCAAUGAAAAUGGCUAACAUGGAUGCUGUAUUUGAUUUCAUUUUUUCUUCUCCAAGAGAUGAAAAUAAUAGGGAGCUUCUUGGUUCAAUGGAUCUGCUUUACUUUGCUGACAUAUGUGCUGGUCCUGGAGGAUUUUCAGAAUACAUGUUGUGGAGAAAAGACUGGCAUUGUAAAGGAUUUGGAUUUACUCUGAAAGGUGAAAAUGAUUUCAAACUGGAAAAAUUUCUCUCUGGCACUCCAGAAACAUUUGAACCAUUUUAUGGUGUGAAUGGUAUUGAUGGUGAUGGUGAUGUUAUGAAUCCAGAUAACCUUACAGCAUUUAAAGACUUUGUUUUAAAGAAUACUGAUGAUUUGGGUGUUCAUUUUGUCAUGGCCGAUGGGGGAUUUUCUGUGUCAGGACAAGAAAAUAUUCAAGAAAUUCUUACAAAGCGUCUGGUGUUGUGUCAGUUUCUAUGCGCCAUGUCCAUUCUUCGCGUUGGAGGAUGCUUUUUAUGCAAAACAUUCGAUCUCUUUACUCCUUUCACAAUCGGCUUGAUAUACUUGUUGUAUCGUGCCUUCAAUAAUGUUUGCAUUCACAAACCUGUCACAAGCCGUCCAGCUAACUCCGAAAGGUAUGUUAUCUGUAAAGGUUUACGCGAAGGUGCUAAAGAUAUUUGUGAUUAUCUUUUUGAUAUUAACAAAGAACUCGGAAAACUGGAACAAACGAAUAAAGAUAUUCUGGAGGUCGUCCCGUUAAGCAUUUUACAAAACGAUAAAAAUUUCUAUACCUAUGUCAAAAACUCCAAUGAAAGUUUGGGAGAAAAUCAAAUCAACGCGCUUAGAAAAUUGAAAGCCUAUGUGCAGAACACGAAUUUAGUUGGAAAAGAUCAACUUGUUAUAAGAAAACAAUGCCUCGAAUACUGGAAUAUUCCUGACAUCACUCGAGCAGCACCUCGACUUCCAAAUCCAGAUUAUCGUUACGAGCAACUAAUAAAGACUCCAAAGGAUCACGAGGAGUUGCUAUUAAAACCAAAAGAUUUCUCAAAACGAUUAUUGCCCAAUUUGAAAGUCCUUGGGAAGUACAAAUGUUAUGUUUCAGCAGGUGAACGGUUCUUCCUUUUCAGUCUUGGGCGUUCCCGUAUUUAUCAGUGGGAUGGAACUCCCCGUAAUAAAAAACUUUGGCAAGAAUUAAACUUUAUGAAUCUUGAACUGCCCAAGGAUACGCUUAUUGAAGUAGAAAAGGUUAAUGAACUUUGUGGUGAGGGUAAAGGUCAGCGGCGCAGAGUCGUACUUCAUAUUACAGAUGCAUUGAUACUUGGAGGGAAAGAUAUCCGUACAAGGCAUUAUGAGCACAGAAUGCAGUAUGCAGCAAUGUUUUCAAAGGCAAUCACAAAACAUAGUCGACCUGACAUGACAAUGGUGAGGGCUAAAGAAACGUAUGACCUGUGCGCCCUUCAAGAUGUCUUCGAUAGGUUGCAAACAAAACGAGUUAAAGGUCGCUCACAGCCUUCUCUUUGUUACAUUGCGAAUGAAAAUCGUGCUAUAAUUCCAAAAGGGAUUAUAAUUCUGCAACAUUUGAACGAUCCAUGGUCUUCAGCCUUCAGCAAAAGCCAACAGAAAACCUACUUCUACAACUCCGAAACAAAGUCAUCGCAAUUUGAUAUACCUUUUCAAGCAAUUGCUACAUUUGGAAUGUGUUCCAGUCAUCGCUAUUUCUGGGACUGGUCUAAUCUUGGAGAGAAUUUGAGCAAGAAUGAUGGAGAGCUAGUAAGCCGUCAUGCAAUGUUGGAUUUUAUUAAUGGUCAUUGCAUUCGAUAAUCUUGAAGAUAGUUUUAUCAAGGAUGAUGGGAAGUGCAUAGCUAUAAUAUUGGAUUUUAUCAAUGAUCAUUGCACUCAACGAAGGUGCGUUCUUUCACCUUUUCUUUAUUGAGUAGAAAUGAAGAAAAUGUCACCAAGGUAAGGAGUUUAUUUACUGUCAAAUAGGUAAGUUGCUGGAAAGUUCAGCAUUUUAUUACUGUAUACAUCUAAUAUCGAAUAUAGACACGAAAAACAAUGUUUUGUGAGGCAAACAUUGUUUUGACUAUGUAAAACACAUGGUUUGUUACUACUUAACCAUGAAAGAACCACAUCUAUUUUUGACUUCAUCGUUGACAAAAUUAAAGUAGUGAAAUUAAUAAAUAGACUGAAAGUCAGAUGCAUAUGGUUUCAAACCUUGUGCAUCAGUAGGAACGCUUAAUUUAUGAGGAAUAGAAUUUUUUAUUUAAUUAUGAAAACGUGCUUCGGUGGACUUGCGUGCAAUGUUCAGUUCAUCAAGGAAAAGUUAUUCAUCAUUAAUGAACAUUUAACUUGCCGAAGCAGACUUUUCUACAUCUUGUUCUCAAUAACAAAGAAUAAUCUGAUCAAAUGAGAUUGUUUUAUAAAAAUUAAUUAUGAGUUUUAUUGUAGUUUAUUAUACAGAAAUGAUGUGAA